AACAGCAACAUGGCCGCGUGCAGCGUGGAAGACGUGCUGGCCAAAGCGGAGCGAGAAGAAGCGGAGAAACUGAAGAGCAUCACGGUGACAAAGGAGCUGGAGCUGGAGUUCGAUGUGGGGAACCUGCUGGCGCUGGAUAAGAACCCGGCGGUGCUGAGAGACCCGCACCGGGACCGAGAGGAGCUCCUGCGGGCGCUGGCGCGAGACAACGCGCAGCUGCUGGUGAACGAGAUCUGGAAGCUGCCGGCGGAGCGCGCGGACGACGUGCUAGUGGUGAAGCUGCCGGAGCCGAGCACCAGGCUACCGCGCGAAAAGCCCCCUCCCAAGGCAAGACCCCCAACGAAAUGGGAGCAGUUCGCCAAGCUGAAGGGGAUCCAGAAGAAGAAGAAGACGAACCUGGUGUGGGACGAGGUGCACAAGGAAUGGCGGAGGCGCUGGGGCUACAAGCGGGCCAAGGAUGACACUAAAGAGUGGCUGAUCGAGGUGCCCGAGACGGCGGACCCGAACGAGGACCAGUUCGCCAAGAGGAACAAAGCCAAGAAGGAGCGAGUGGCCAAAAACGAGUUCAACCGCCUGCGCAACAUCGCACGGGCUACCAAAACGAAGGUGCCCGGGAUGGGGCUCGCACCGCGGGCGCAGCAGUCCAAGAACGAGCUGGCUCAAGCCAUCAGCGUGGCCAAGACCGCCACAGCUUCGGUGGGCAAGUUCCAGGAGCGGCUGCCUAAAGAAAAGGGGCCCAAGAACACUGGGAAGAAAAGAAAGUUCCAGCCUCUGCUGGGAGACUUCAGCAGCGAGAAGCAAAAGCAGCUGGAGCUGCUCAAGGUGAUGGAGAGUAAGAGACCAAGAGUGGACAUGACCAAAGCAGUGAAUAAACAGAUAAGGGAGGAAGAGGAGGAGGAAGGGAGGGCAAGAAGGAGUAAAGGGGUGGGGAAGAAGGGACGGAGAGGGAAGGGAAAUGCCGCAGGUGGAAAAGGAAAGGGGAAAGGUUCCAAGGGCCCCAAAGGCCCCAAAGGUGGCAAAGGACGAAACCCUCGCAUGAAGCAGGGGAAGCGUUGAGAUGAACUUGUUUGUGCUUCAAACUGAUCUGCUUGUCAUUAUGUCACAUGUUCCCAGUCAUGGUCCUGGAGUAUCUCCUGUCCUGCACUUUUUAACAUUCAUCUGCUCUAAUGCAUCUAUGUCCGCUCAGGAAGGUCUUGUUAAUGAGCAGAAGAAAUACUGAAAAGUAGAGGUCAGGGGAUACUCCAGGACCACCAGAGUUAGGAAUCACUGCACUGUGUGAUGAUUGUUGAACUCCUUGAGGUCCAGGGUCCAGCAUACUUGAAUGAUUUCUUUGCUCAUACACUUCUUAUUGAACUCUUUAUUUCAGAACCAGGUUUGGUUGAUGCGGGCACAGAAAUGAGCCAAAAUGUGCUGGACUCUUGCCAUCUGUGACCAGAUCUGGCAGCAUCUCUGGCUUGACAAGAUGUGACGAAGUGCCUUGUGUUUGAUGUUGAACAAGGGGGUGUUUUUUCAAGGCAGGCCCUGUAUUCAUGAAGCUUCUCAGAUCAGGAUUCAUGAUCUAGGAUCUAUUCCUGUCAGUAAAGGCACAGUUAAUAAGAUCUUAUAUCAGCGGUCCUGCUCUGAGAAGCUUUGUGAAUAUGGGUUUUUCACCUUAGCCUAUAAUAUAGAAGAUCUGAGGAAUAUUUCUACUGAACAGCCCUUAACUUUGGGCCUAGGUUAUCUGGCUGAUUAAUCCUGAUUUGUGAAAUAUCCCUCAGGCAUUAUAAUGGUAUACUUAUUAUUAUUUUCAACCUGAAGACCUCUAUACAAAUAAAAAAAAUGGAACUGCUCUUCCAUUAUGACUGUAUAAUUUGUCACUGUACAUAUUAUAUACAUUUUAUUUGUAAUGCGUUUUCUCCUGAGUGAAUCUGGAGAAGCUUUUGUUUUCAGUGCCCUCAAUUAUCAUCAACCCUAUGGACAUUUUUCACAGUAUUUUCUUGAAUAAAUUUUGUAUUCGGUGUGAUACUUGAUCAUAUGCUGCACAGUUGUCUAAUAGGGUGGUAUAGCGGUCAUCCAUAAUUUUCAGCAUUUCUUUAUAAUGUAGUUGCUUCUGUAAUGCUUCACAUCUUUGUAUUAAAUUGCAAGGAUGAUUCAGCUGAAAAGCA
This is a messenger RNA of Colossoma macropomum (tambaqui), 2144 nucleotides long. It is a transcript of the gene rrs1, whose product is annotated as ribosome biogenesis regulator 1 homolog. Gene Ontology annotation, molecular function: protein binding. The record is from RefSeq and is a predicted model, not a curated record. The transcript has a single exon. Gene Ontology annotation, biological process: ribosomal large subunit export from nucleus; endonucleolytic cleavage in ITS1 to separate SSU-rRNA from 5.8S rRNA and LSU-rRNA from tricistronic rRNA transcript (SSU-rRNA, 5.8S rRNA, LSU-rRNA); ribosomal large subunit biogenesis. The coding region runs from base 10 to 1056 and encodes 348 amino acids. Gene Ontology annotation, cellular component: nucleus; preribosome, large subunit precursor; nucleolus. Lineage: Eukaryota; Metazoa; Chordata; Actinopteri; Characiformes; Serrasalmidae.